CCGCCGUUUCUCUUCACUUACGCAGUCUGGUGACCACAUCGCCUCCUCCGGCAUCAUGACCAACGAUUCCCCGGAGGAGAGCCGCGCCGGAGGAAGAACAGUUCCACGCAGGAACCGCGCCGACGACAAUGUCACCAUCCUGACGUCUUCCACGGAUUACUACCGAGGGAACCGGAGCCGGGCCGGCAGCAGCACAGACGCCGGGCCAAGCCUGACAUCCUCGGUGGAGCUCAGCUCCUCCCUGGAGCUGAGCAUCCAGACGCGGAUCUUUAAGAUCAUCGUCAUCGGAGACUCCAACGUGGGCAAGACCUGUCUCACCUUCCGCUUCACCGGAGGCAGCUUCCCCGAUAAGACCGAGGCCACCAUCGGGGUGGACUUCAGGGAGAAGGCAGUGGAGAUAGAAGGAGAGACCAUCAAGGUACAGGUGUGGGAUACCGCUGGGCAGGAGAGAUUUCGCAAAUCCAUGGUUGAACACUACUACCGCAACGUCCACGCUGUUGUCUUUGUGUAUGACGUUACCAAAAUGGCUUCCUUUCGUAACCUUCAGACUUGGAUAGAGGAGUGCAACGGUCAUCGGGUCUCGGCGUCAGUACCCCGAGUCCUGGUGGGAAACAAGAGUGACCUGGUGGACCAGAUUCAGGUGCCAUCCAAUAUGGCGUUAAAGUUUGCAGACUCUCAUAACAUGCUGUUGUUUGAGACAUCUGCGAAGGACCCAAAGGAGAUUCAAAACGUGGAUGCCAUCUUCAUGUCCUUGGCCUGCCGACUCAAAGCCCAAAAGUCUCUGCUGUACAGAGACGUGGAGCGAGAGGACGGAAGAGUCCGACUUGCAGAAGAGACUGAAACAAAGAGUAGCUGUCCCUGUUGAGAGAAAUAGAAGUACACACAUUAAUAGGAAAGUAAUUAUUCAUGUAACGUGUACAGUGUUGGAUAAGGGACAAGAGGUACUUUUGGGGUAACAUUGAUGCUAAAGAAGGUUUGAAUCAGGAACAGCGGAAAAACACUGACGAUCUUGGAAAGAGAUGAUAGAGGAGAGAAAGUGAGUAGUGACAAAGGGAAACAUUUAUAGACCACUGAGGACGCACCAGCUUCACUGCUGGGACAGUCAGCAGACACUGCGAUUAUGUUUGGACAGCAGCCUUUCUCUGUGGCUGGUAGGUUUUUGAAUUGUUUGCCAUUACAGCAACAAUAAAUUCUUUUGUCAACAGUCUGCACCCACUGUUCAUACAAGUCUCCAUUUGUUCAAUGGAUCUUUAAAGCUGCCUUAAAAACUGCCUAAUGGUCUUCAUAUACACAGUGGGCAUUUUUUCCUCUAUAGUUUAUGAUCACAUGUCAAUGUAUGCUGUGAUCACUGUGAGAAACUUAAACCCUUAUGAAGUCUCAACUCUCAAGACUUUUGUUCUUGAUUCCACUGAUCUGUUUUCAACCAUAUAGUGUAAACUUCAGUUUCACACUGCCGUCCAGCACAUAACAUUAGACUAGUCUGAAUACCUCCGUGGAUUGAGUUCUAAAGUGAGGGAUGUUUUUCAGCAGUUAUGUACCACAAAACUUGAUGUGAUCUAACGCUGAGAUUGAACACGGUUAUUUGUUGUGUAUUUGACCUGUCUGUUUUUGGUUCUGUUUUUUUUUUUUGUGCUAUGGCGAAAGGACAUACAGUAACAGAACUGCGACACAUGCAGAAAUGCAAAUCCUGCUUGGAGUCCAUAAGAAAUGAAAGCUUCCUACCAUGGGGGAUUAUUGAGCGCCUAUGAUGUGACUCUAGAUAUGUGCAAAUAAU
This is a messenger RNA of Synchiropus splendidus (mandarinfish), 1774 nucleotides long. It is a transcript of the gene rab33a, whose product is annotated as RAB33A, member RAS oncogene family. Gene Ontology annotation, cellular component: Golgi apparatus; endosome. The record is from RefSeq and is a predicted model, not a curated record. Gene Ontology annotation, molecular function: GTPase activity; GTP binding. The transcript is spliced from 4 exons. Bases 56 to 865 code for a protein of 269 amino acids. Lineage: Eukaryota; Metazoa; Chordata; Actinopteri; Syngnathiformes; Callionymidae. Gene Ontology annotation, biological process: Rab protein signal transduction.